Messenger RNA from Engraulis encrasicolus (European anchovy), 6495 nucleotides. It is a transcript of the gene smpd3, whose product is annotated as sphingomyelin phosphodiesterase 3. Gene Ontology annotation, biological process: sphingomyelin metabolic process. The coding region runs from base 462 to 2933 and encodes 823 amino acids. The record is from RefSeq and is a predicted model, not a curated record. The transcript is spliced from 9 exons. NCBI's taxonomy places the organism in Eukaryota, Metazoa, Chordata, Actinopteri, Clupeiformes, Engraulidae. Gene Ontology annotation, cellular component: cytoplasm; extracellular region. Gene Ontology annotation, molecular function: sphingomyelin phosphodiesterase activity.
CCCGCUUUGGCCGCGGCCAUCAGGUGGAUUCUCCCAGGCAUUUACAGCGUCUAAGGACAACAAUUCGCCGCUUUCCCCCCCAACAACAGGAUCCAUUUUUUACCACGGAGAAGUUUUAAACCUAUUUGAAAACCCCGUUGAGCCUAACGUUUCCAGUGCGAAGGUUGAAACAAGCCGGGACAGAGUUCCCUGACAUGACAACUGCUACUUGUCCCCUGUCGGCUACCAUGGUAACCAGCCGUACACCCUAGCUGACUUCCUGGUCAGACAGGAAGUGAGGGCUGCAGAGGAGGGAGGAGUGAUUCGGCCCAGCUCCAAACACCACAGAAGAACCAUGUAGUGGCCCUCUUCACACCAAGGGGGGUGGGAUACAUUUUUGUAUUUUUUAUACAUUAUAUAUAUAUUAUAUAUAUAUAAUUUUUGUACGUUUUCUUGUGGAUGAGUUUUUGAAGAAGAGAGAGAUGGCCGUGCACGCCUCUCCCUACCCCAGUGCCUUGCUCUGCUUCAUGGACGGCGUGUCCUGGGCCUUCAUCUUCCCCUGUUACUGGCUCCUGGACCGGCUGCUGGGCUCCUGCGUGCCCACCACCCUGGAGAAGAGGCGGCGCUCCCAGGACCCCUGCUCCUUCUCCUCCCUGAGCGUGGUGGUGCUGGUGCCCCUGUACCUGGUGCUGCUGCUGGCCUCCCUGCCCUUCGCCCUGCUGGGAUUCCUGGUCUGGGCGCCCGUGCAGACGGCUCGGCUGUCCUACCUCUACACCCACCAGCCGAUCAGCGACAAGCAGCGCGCGGCGGAACAGGGCGCGGGGCUGGUGCCGGGCGAGUGGCGAGCCCAGGGGCGGAGUUUCUGCUUCAGCAGUGCGAACGUGUGCCUGCUGCCCGACGCUUUUGCUCGCUUCAACAACCUGGCGGACACGCAGUCGCGUGCGGUGGAGGUGGGCCGACGCAUCCGCAACGGGGCCAGCCGCCCGCAGAUCAAGAUCUACAUCGACUCCCCCACCAACACCUCCAUCAGCGCGGCCUCCUUCAGCAGCCUGGCCACCCAGAACAACGCCAGCGGCGGCGGGGGGUUCAGGCGCACCUCCUCCCUGGACCAUCGGCCAGAGCCAGAGCACUCUGAGCAUGCAGCUGACUGUCCAGCACACCAGGUGUCCAACUGCCCCGCCCAUUCAUCACCUGUGGCCUCCCCCUCCUCUUCCCCUGGGUCACGUGACUGCCCUGCUCACCCGUCAGCAGCCACGCCUCCCUCGUCUGGAUCGCCCAAUGGCCACACUCAUCACCACGACUGUCCGGCCCACCCCUCUGGAACCCCAGGCUCCACCUCCAACUCUCCUCAGAAAGUUCCGGAAUGUCUCCUGCAUUCAUCCAAUCAGGACCCUCACGACUGCCCUCUUCACUCCUCGAGUCAGCAUACAGCAGACUGUCCCGCGCAUUCCACCGUUCACAAUGGUCCAGACUGCCCCCUGCAUACGUCCGAUCAGAACGCACCAGAAUGCCCAAUGCAUUCCUCCAAUCAGAGCAGCCCAGAAUGCCCCAUGCACUCCCUCAAUCACAACGCAAUGCACGACUCCUGUCCUAUGCAUUCCACCAAUCAAAACGCUCCGGCAGACUGUCCCAUGCAUUCCGCCAAUGAAAGUGUCUCAGACUGUCCCAUGCAUUCCACCAAUCAGACGGCUCCUACAGACUGUCCCAUGCACUCCUGCGCCAAUCAGAGCUCCAGCCCAGAGUGCCCCGCCCAUCCUUCCGGAGUGCAGAUCAGCAUUAGCGGGCCCGAGCCUAACGGCCGCAACCAGAGACACCACCAUUGCCACGACGCGGACGCCAGCAGCCUGGAGAGCCGCACGGCGUCCCGCGAGUCCCUCACCCGUUUCCACGCCGACAGCAGCGGGGGUGGCGGCAACAUGGCCACCAACAACACGCUGUCGCACCGCAUGUCCGUGCAGAAGCGCCACGCGGGCCGCAAGCGCAGGCACGGGGACGACGGCUUCGACCAUGAGAUCUCGGCCUUCUUUCCCGCCAACCUGGACUUCCUGGCACUACAGGAAGUGUUUGAGGAGCGUGCGUCGGGCAACCUGAGGAGGCAGCUACACCGCUACUUCCCCUACGUGCUGAGUGACGUAGGCCGCUACGCCUGGAAGGGCUGCUGCUCGCGCUUCAAGUUCCUCAACAGCGGCCUGCUGCUGGCCAGCCGAUACCCCUUCCUGGACGCACGGUUCGAGUGCUACCCGAACGGGAGGGCAGAGGACGCACUCGCCUCGAAGGGAGCACUCUUUGCCAAGGUGCAAGUGGGAACAUCCAGCUCGGAGCAGAGAGUAGUCGGCUACAUCACAUGCACCCACCUGCAUGCCAUUGAAGGGGAUGCUGCUGUGCGCUGUGAGCAGCUGGACCUGCUGCUGGAGUGGGGAGCGGAGUUCCGCAAAGCCACGUCCUGCCCCGUGGGGGAGAACGAGAAGGGGCUGGCCGACCUGGUGGCAUUUGACGUCAUUCUGGGCGACCUUAAUUUCGACAACUGCUCCUCAGAGGAUAAGCUUGAGCAACAGCAUGUGCUCUUUACGCAGUAUAAGGACCCGUGCAGGAUGGGGCCAGGGGAGGACAAGCCCUGGGCACUGGGUACCCUACUGGACACAGAUGGGCUUUAUGAUGAGGAGGUCGGCUCACCAGAAAGUCUCCAAAAGGUGAUGGAGAAUGAGGAGGCGAGGAAAGAGUACUUAGUCUACCCCAAAAGCAAAAACCAGUGCCACAGUCAGAAGGGCCGCAAGAUACCUCUCAAAGGCAACGGCCGGAGGAUCGACUAUAUCCUGUACCGCGAGGACGGCGUACAGCCAAACUGGAAAGUGGACAUUGAGGAGUUCAGCUUCAUCACGCAGCUGUCCGGUCUCACAGAUCACCUGUCUGUCGCCAUGAGGCUGGGCGUCGCUACAGGGGAAGAGGAGCCCUAGACACACACACACACACACACACACACACACACACACACACACACACACACACACACACACACACACACUCUGAUCCACAAUACAGGAGAGAUAGACCAUUCAAAGAAGGAGAGAGAAGGGAAAUUCAAGAAGGACAAAAUGAAGUUAAGUAGUGGAAGAAGAAGAGAAAGAAUGGCAAAUGAAGACAAGAGAAGGAACAACAUGCUUACACACACACACACACACACACACACACACACACACACACACACACACACACACACACACACACACACACACACACACACACACACACACACACACACACACACUGCCUUCUUAGUGCAUCCUCAUGGAGACUCUUUCUUUGGGACUUUGUUGAACAUGUGAUCGUUUUGGAUCUCAUAUCUGUAUGGAAUUUUUAAAAACAAACAAAAAAAUAGUAAUAGUUUAUAUAAAUGGCUGAUUUCCUGUACUUUACUCUAUGGACCCGUUAGUCAGGUCUCUCUCUCUCUCUCUCUCUCUCUCUCUCUCUCUCUCUCUCUCUCUCUCUCUCUCUCUUUCUCUCUCUCUCUUUCUCUCUCUCUCUCUCUUUUUUUCAGCCAUCUGUUCUUAUUAUUGUGUCUUCAGGACAGGAUGAGAGAAGGGCAGAGGAGUUGUGCAUCUCCCUGGGGCCUCUGUGUGUGAUCUUAGUCAUGACAGGGGUUACUGUAGGUGGCCGAUAACUAGCCUUGCCUUGCCAGACGUAAGCGGUUCAGUCAAAAAAAAAAAGAUCUCCCUCCACGUUACGUCUGGCCAAGGAGUUCUGGGAGGGGGGGUUGGUUUGGUCAACCAGCCAAUCAGCGCACGGGGGAGGAAUGAGGGAGGGUGGCGCACAUUUCAAUCGUCAAUGAGAGUCGAUCGUCCCCCCCAGUAUGAAUGAAAUAGAGUAUGAGUGUAUGGGAAGAGCAGGCCAGAGGAGAGUAACUGCACUCUUAGCGGGGGUGGCAGCUGAUCUUUGCCCCUAUAGCAGUUGAGGGGACAGGGAAACUACCUGCCCCAGCUGAACCCUCCUCGGCCAUGGAAAGGUGUCAGGGGUAACCACUUAAGCCAUGGGAGAGGGUGAGGGGAGUAACUCCCAGACCUGUCUCUAGGGUGGAGAGGGGUAACUACGGUACCCUGCUUGGCUAAUGUGUCUUUUUUCUAUGUCUUUCUUAAAAGUAUGCUCGAGUUUCUACUUCUGUAUGUCUUGGCCUUUUAAUGGAGUUUAUACCAACCCCCCUCCUUCAAACGCUGCCUGUGUGUGCGGUAUGGGAAGCAUGAGAGUCUGACGGUGAGGUGGGACCGUGGGCCCCUUCAUUUGAACCCUAACCCUACCGCUAACCCCUCUCUACCUGCAUACUACCCCAUCUAGCCCCUUACCUGACACCUCACCCUAUCCCUCCCUACCUGGAUACUACCCCUUACUCUACUUACCGCCCCCCUACUUAACACUCUCCCUGGCUUGGGGAGGGUUGUCCAGAAUUGGGUCCCCCAUUACAUGCUGUGCAUUAUUGUAAGAGAGAAUUUUCAAACAUUUUUUUGUCCUGGUCCAAACGGAAGCUGGCAGUGGGCAUGCCCCCAAUCUACUGUUCAUCCCCCCUGCUACCCACGGCACUAUCCACCUUUUCAUCUGCCUUUCCGCCUCCACCCAACUCAAUCCAUCCUCUCUCCCUACUCCUGACAUAUACACAGGACCCACGGGGGGGUCGUCGACCAUCUUCACCCACCUCAGAGCUCUGGUCACCAUCGCCGACAUGCAUGUCAUCUGCACCCCAUGAUAAUAAUAAUAAUAAUAAUGAUGAUAAUAAUAAUAAUGCUGUCAUGGAAACUGUCUGCAUGUCAAAUGCCAGUCUGAACUAUUCAUACACACACACACACAAACAACAGACCCUCAGACCCUGUUCCCAUUUCAGUACAGAAAUGACAGAACUGCACCUGCAUGCUAAGACACUACAUCUCUCACACUUCCACACACCCAGACACAUGGCUUCACCCAGACAACUGUAUACACGCUGUAUACGUAUGUGCAGUAUGUGUGACUCCAGGGCUCCAAUCUCCAAUAAAGUGCGAGGCGGAGAGGCCCUUCCGUACAAUCUAUUUUUGAUCAUUAAGUAUGAGAAAGUUGAUGUUGAUCAUAACGGCAUGAUGAGCAUAUGCACUGGGACUUAGCCCAGCACAGCACAGCACAGCCCAGGCCCAAUUCAAUCACUGGUCCAAAUACUGUAGGAUCCAGGGGGUCCUGGACAUAUGGUCCACAUAUGAAUCAGGGGCCGCACCACAGACUCCAGGGGCCCCACACUGCUCCACAAAGACUCCAGGGGGCCACACUACGUUCUUUACUCUACAUAGGCCGCCUGCAGGGGGGUCUCAUCGAAGUCCUCAGCCAACCGGACCUGGCACUAAACUGUUGUAGUGUUGAUUCAUUGUCUACUACUCAAUGUUGAAGACUGAAUUGAAGAUGUUUACAUACACAUACGUACUCUCACAUUCACACACAUGUACGCACGCACACAGACAUAUACACACACAAACACAUUUGUGUGCUCUUGGUCAAAGACGAUGCCUGACCGAUGUCUUGUUUUUCCUCUCCCUGCUCUUUCAUGCCCUGUAGCAGAGCUGUCUCCUGGCCUGCAGGCUGAACGCUUUUUAUACUUAACCCGAAUUGUUUCUAAAAUAUAAAUAUGUACUAUUAUUAUUAUUAUUACCUUAUUGCUAUUAGAGUUAUAAUUAUCAUGAUUAUUAUUAUUAUUAUGAUUAUUAUUAUUGUCUUUCUUAAUAUUGGUAGACAUUUUAUCUUUGUGCUUUCUCAAGGAACAAAUGAGUGAAGCUCCUGUAGGCUGUAGUUAGCUAGAUUAGAAUGGAACCCUUGCUAGUCCAACAUCACACAUCACCACAGGACUUACAAUACCAUGGCGUAAUGUAUCUUGCCCUACAUGUCUAUCAUCUUUGGUAGGUAGUUAGACUGAGUAGAACCUUUGGCAGUCUAACCACUGACAUGUACAAGGAAGCUGACAGGGGUAGGGCAAAGUGGUCAAUUUUCCCAGGUUUAGGUAGAGAGGGGGGCCAGUAUUUAUUGAGCGGGGGCCCUUUCAGAAGACUAUAUACAUAGACAUGGAUACACAACAUGUCCAAUGAGUCUAACAGUGAUACCACAGGAUUAGGGGUCAGAGUUCAAAUGUAUUUCAAAGGCCCGAGGUAGAGAGGGGGACUGCUGUUGCAAUGCAUGCAGUGUUUAAACCACGAAGCUCCUCUCUGCACCUCUCCUCUCAACUCUGACACACACACACACAUUUUCUUUCAGCAUCUUUUUUUUGCCUUUUUCAAACUUUGUCAAUUUUGAUGAAAUAUUGACAAUUGGUAUGUUUUUUGUAUAAACAAUUCUUGUUUAAUAAUUCUUUUCUUCCAUUUUUUGUUUACUUUGGAGACGUAAAGCAUUCUAUUGAAGCUCGGUGGCAUGGUGGCACUGGGCACUGAUCGGCAGAGGGCACGGCACAGCCUUUUUGCUCCGCGGUCUAGAUGAAUGGCUUCUGUUAUUCUGCCUUACAAAUUAAAGAUACUAUAU